Salvelinus sp. IW2-2015 is the source of this 1130-nucleotide messenger RNA. Its product is annotated as nuclear receptor subfamily 5 group A member 2-like. Bases 153 to 1130 code for a protein of 325 amino acids. The record is from RefSeq and is a predicted model, not a curated record. Gene Ontology annotation, molecular function: nuclear receptor activity; RNA polymerase II cis-regulatory region sequence-specific DNA binding; zinc ion binding. The transcript is spliced from 4 exons. Gene Ontology annotation, biological process: tissue development; regulation of transcription by RNA polymerase II; hormone-mediated signaling pathway. Gene Ontology annotation, cellular component: RNA polymerase II transcription regulator complex. Lineage: Eukaryota; Metazoa; Chordata; Actinopteri; Salmoniformes; Salmonidae.
CCAUUAUCCUAAAUUAUUUGUUUAUUAGGCUACGAAUUUGUUUUGCAGAUUCGGAUUGUAUAUGACAUACAAAGUGGUCAAAGUUUUGCAGCAUCUUCUUUAAUAAUAGGUUUUAUUGUCGUCGACGUCUAGCCUGCCUCAUAGGUAAUACAAUGUUGGGAGAAAAGGCACAAGGCGUUCCAUUGAUGGUAGGCGUAAUGGACUACACCUAUGAUGAAGAUUUGGAAGAAUUGUGUCCUGUUUGUGGAGAUAAGGUCUCAGGAUACCACUAUGGACUCCUUACUUGUGAAAGUUGUAAGGGCUUCUUCAAGAGGACAGUACAAAACAAGAAGAGGUAUACUUGUGCAGAAAACCAGGAGUGUAAAAUAGACAAAACACAGCGGAAGAGAUGUCCCUGCUGCCGAUUCCAGAAAUGCCUCGACGUUGGCAUGAGAUUAGAAGCUGUGCGUGCAGACCGCAUGCGUGGGGGCAGGAAUAAGUUUGGGCCCAUGUACAAGCGGGACAGAGCCAUGAAGCAGCAGAAGAAGGCUUUGAUACGUUCCACGGGCUUCAAGCUGGAGUCUGCUCCUCCACAGCUCUCCCCUGUACAGACUAACUAUGGCUUCACUGGCACCCUGCACAGCCUCCCAUCCCUCCCCAAAGGACUCAUGCCCUCCAUCCCAGCCUCCAUCACCCCCACAGACUAUGAGUCCAGCCUCUACGGACCCUCCUCCCUGGGGGUGGCCAUGCAGCCCCAUGGACCCCUGCCUACCCAGUACCAGUGCACAGCAUUCCCCAGCAGGGCCAUCAAGUCUGAGUACUCUGACCACCACACAAGCUCCCCAGAGUCUCUGGUGGGGUACCCCUUUCCGGAUGUGUACCCCUCCGGAGGCUCCCCACAGCCUCCCACCCUCUCCCCACUGGUGCUAGAGCUGCUGCGCUGCGACCCAGACGAGAUGCAGGUGCAGGGUAAGAUCAUGACCUUCCUGCAGCAGGAGCAGAGUGGCCGGGGCCGGCAGGACAGGCUCAGUACCUUCAGCCUAAUGUGUCGCAUGGCUGACCAGACUCUGUUCUCCAUAGUGGAGUGGGCCAGGAGCUGCAUCUUCUUCAAGGAGCUCAAGGUAAGCUUCCCAGACCCUGUCCACACAUGA